GUUGAACCCCCCGAAAGCGCCCAUUCAGCCUUGCAGCACGGACCGUGCUCACAAGGCGGUGCUUGGAAGAAUCGCCGAUGUCUACAUCGGUCAGGCAAUAGAUUGACCUCCCAUUGCAUCCCAAGUUUUAUCGUUGCUCUCAAUACAGCGGGUAAAGAACCAACAUUGAAGCACCAUGCAGUGGGUUACCGGCAUCGUGAGGUCAUUUCAGUUCCUCUUCGGAGUCGUCGUCCUCGGCCUCUCGGUCGCACUGCUUCUCGGCCAGCACUGGCUUUCCCCGCCGGCGGCCACCAAAUAUGCCAUAUUUACCGGCACCUUCGGCAUGCUCGCCGCUCUCGUCGGGGUCGCAGCACUCUACCUCGAUUGCCUGGCCGGUUUGAUCACCUGGGCUGUCGACGGACUAGCCGGUGUGGCUCUUCUCGCGGGCGGAAUCGCCUUUGCCGCCAUCUUGGGGGGCACAGAUUGCUUCAACGCUCGUGAAACGAGCACGAAUCAGUUACUCAGCGGGGGAUGUUGGGAUUUCGAGGGCCGGAAGGGUUGCUGGCACAUGGCCAACUUCGACACCGAUGCUCUCGAGAAGCGGUGCAUGUCGGCCAAGGCCGACUCGGCGUUCAUGUUCUUGUGUUUCGCAACCUCACUCGCCGCGAUCGCAUGCUCGGUGUUUUUGUCCCGAAAGGGCGACGGGGGCCCUCGUUACACCCCGGCGCAUCUGCAAAUGUUUCCGUGUUGACUGGGUCAUGUACGUCGAGUGAUUCCCCAAUCAGGGAUUACGGAACUAUGAAAGCAAAGUAAAUCCGAGACGUUAAUUC
Molecule: messenger RNA, 809 nt
Organism: Aspergillus candidus
Lineage: Eukaryota; Fungi; Ascomycota; Eurotiomycetes; Eurotiales; Aspergillaceae
Product: MARVEL domain-containing protein
Exons: 3
Coding region: 176-730 (184 amino acids)
Biological process (GO): protein localization to plasma membrane; eisosome assembly
Cellular component (GO): eisosome; plasma membrane
Source: RefSeq, a predicted model, not a curated record